Messenger RNA from Parascedosporium putredinis, 4536 nucleotides. Lineage: Eukaryota; Fungi; Ascomycota; Sordariomycetes; Microascales; Microascaceae. The record is from the annotation of a GenBank genome assembly.
AUGCAGAACCAACCUUUAGAAGGCGAGGCGGCCCCGGCGCAAUCCCAGACUCUGGGCGCCGAGGCAGUCCCGAUACAGGACCGCCCCUCGGAAGGCGAGGCGACCCCGAUCCAAUUCCAGUCUUUGGGAGCGCUGCACAACGAGCAAUCCAUCGAGAAUCUUCGAGAUGCAGGGUCCAUCACCUCAUCCACUGGCAGCAGCACCGAAGAAGGCGUGCCUAUGCGACGAGUGCAAAGCCAGGCCUACAUCGAAGAUCUUGACCGAGACGAGCUGCGGAGGAUCGCAACGGUGCUCUCGACUCGACGCUUCAGCGUGGCCGGCACAGAGACGGAUGCCCCGCCGCGGUACAGCAGCUUCAGCCACGAUGACCCCACGCUCCAGCCCGAUAACAAGGACUUUGACAUGUCUCGAUGGCUUCGAAUGUUCAUCCAGCGCAUGAGCUCCGAGGGCAUCAGCCCUUCUCGCACCGGUGUCAUGUGGAAGAAUCUCACCGUCUCCGGUACCGAUGCUGCUUUGCUACACCAAGACACCGUCUUCUCCUACUUCACCUCCAUCUUUCGACCCAGCGAACUAUUUUCGUUCAACAAGAAACCCAAGAGAAUUUUGAACAGUUUCGACGGCCUCAUCGAAAGUGGCGAGUUGCUCAUCGUUCUCGGUCGCCCCGGCUCCGGAUGCACCACCAUGCUAAAGACUCUGUGCGGCCAGCUCCAUGGUCUUCAAAUGGACAAGGCAUCCAGCAUCCACUACAAGGGUAUUCCCCAGAAGCAAAUGGUCAGGGAGUUCAAGGGAGAAGUCAUUUAUAACCAAGAGGUACGUGGACCGACAUUUCCCCAUCUUACUGUUGGGCAAACCCUCGAGUUCGCCGCAGCGGCGCGCAUGCCGUCCAACCGGAUUGAGGGUGUCAGCCGCAAUAAUGCAGUCAAAUACGUGGCAAAGGUUGUCAUGGCCAUUUGUGGUCUUAGUCACACCUAUUAUACCAAAGUCGGCGAUGAUUUCGUACGCGGCGUCUCUGGAGGAGAGAGGAAGCGUGUCAGUAUCGCUGAGAUGAUGUUAGCUGGGGCACCCUUCGGCGCUUGGGAUAACAGCACCCGAGGUCUUGAUUCAGCCACGGCCCUCAAGUUUGUGCAGUCCUUGAGAUUGUCCUGUGACGUGACUGGCAGAGCCGGCGCGGUUGCCAUCUACCAAGCCAGUCAAGCCAUCUACGACUUGUUUGACAAGGCGGUUGUCCUCUACGAGGGCCGGACCAUCUACUACGGGCCCGCAAAUGGCGCCAAGGGCUAUUUCGAGAGACAGGGCUGGUUCUGUCCUCAGCGCCAGACGGUUGGCGACUUCCUCACCUCGCUGACCAAUCCCCAGGAGCGCACGCCGAAAGAGGGCAUGGAGAGCCAGAUGCACGAGGCGGAGGAGCGGUACCCCACCGCAAAGCAUGGCGAGUACAUUUCGCAGAUGAGGGAGCACAAGGAGCAGAGGCAGGCGAAACAUGUCCGGCCCAAGUCGCCCUUCAUCAUCAGCAUCUGGAUGCAGAUUGGCCUCAACACCAAACGCGCGUACCAGCGCCUCUGGGGUGACAAGUCUGCCACUUUGACAUCAUUUGUGACGCAUACAAUUAUGGCUUUAAUCAUCGGUUCGGUUUACUACGGCACCCCCAGCUCCACCGCCAGCUUCUUCUCUCUGGGAGCCGUCCUCUUCAUGGCCGUGCUGCUUAAUGCGCUCAGCGCCAUUACGGAAAUCAACAGUUUGUAUAACCAACGAGCCAUUGUCGAGAAGCACGCGUCCUACGCAUUCUACCAUCCGGCGACGGAGGCCGUUGCGGGUAUCUUUGCCGAUAUACCAAUCAAGUUCGUCACGGCCGUCUUUUUCAACAUCGUCAUCUACUUCUUGGCCGGAUUACGUCGGGAACCGGGACCGUUUUUCCUCUUCUUCCUCAUCAGCUACAUCUCCACCUUUGUCAUGUCUGCCAUCUUCCGCACGAUUGCCGCCGUGACCAGAACCGUUUCCCAGGCCAUGGCCCUCGCCGGUAUCUGCGUCCUCGCACUCGUCAUCUACACCGGUUUCAUCAUUGCCGUGCCACAGAUGCACCCAUGGUUUAGCUGGAUCAGAUGGAUCAACCCGUUAUUCUACGCCUUUGAGUGCCUCAUCGCCAACGAGUUCCACAACCGCCAGUUUGCCUGCGCGAGCUUCAUCCCGGCCUACAGCCCCCGUAUUGGCACUUCUUGGAUCUGCAACGCUAUCGGCGCCGUCCCAGGAGAGUCCAUGGUGAGCGGCGACGCCUUCAUUGAAACACAGUACGGUUACAAAUACUCCCACGUAUGGCGCAACUUUGGUAUCUUGAUCGCGUUCAUGAUCUUCUUCAUGGCCAUCUACUUUAUCUGCACCGAAAUCAAUUCCACCACAUCCGCUUCCGCAGAAGUUCUCGUGUACCAGCGCGGAAAAGUGCCUGCUCACAUGGACCCCAAGACCGGUGCCAUGGACAAGGAUGUGACGGCUGGCAGAGCGGAAAGGGUGGAUGAGGCAGGCGCCGAUGUUCGAGCCAUUGAGCCGCAAAAGGAUGUCUUCACCUGGAAGAAUAUCGACUAUGACGUCGAGGUCAAGGAGGGCACUCGCAGGCUUCUCAGCCACGUCUCUGGAUGGGUCAAGCCUGGUACUUUGACCGCGCUCAUGGGCGUCAGCGGUGCGGGGAAAACGACGCUCCUGGAUGUUUUGGCUCAGAGGACCACGAUGGGCGUAGUAUACGGCGAUCGGUUUGUCAACGGAAAGCCUCUUGACGCUAGUUUCCAGCGAAAGACUGGCUACGUCCAGCAGCAAGAUUUGCACUUGGAAACUGCCACAGUCCGAGAGAGUUUGCAAUUCAGCGCCUUCCUCCGCCAACCCGGCCACGUCAGCAAGGCAGAGAAGUUCGCGUAUGUGGAGGAAGUGAUCAAGAUGCUCAACAUGACCGAUUUCGCCGAUGCCGUCGUCGGUGUGCCGGGCGAGGGCCUCAACGUUGAGCAACGGAAGCUCUUGACCAUUGGCGUGGAACUCGCGGCCAAGCCCAAGCUCCUGCUCUUCCUCGACGAACCCACCAGUGGUCUGGAUUCGCAAAGUUCCUGGGCGAUUUGCGCUUUGCUGCGCAAGCUCGCCGACGCCGGCCAGGCGAUUCUCUGCACGGUCCAUCAGCCGAGCGCCAUCCUCUUCCAGCAGUUUGACCGGCUUCUCUUCUUGGCGCGCGGCGGAAAGACUGUGUACUUUGGCGAUAUCGGCACCAACUCCCGCACGCUCCUCGACUAUUUCGAAUCCAACGGGGCCAGGGUGUGCACCGAUACGGAGAACCCGGCCGAGUACAUGCUCGAGGUGGUCAACAACGGAACCAACGACCAGGGCGUGGAAUGGGACCAAGUGUGGAACGCGAGCCCGGAACGGGGAGGCAUAGACGCCGAGAUUGAGCGCGUGCACGCGGAGAUGAUGGACGAGCCGGUGGCGAGCGAUGGCGGGGCGCGGGCGCACUCCGAGUUUGCGAUGCCGUUCCUUGCGCAGCUAUCCGCCGUGACGCUGCGAGUGUUUCAGCAGUACUGGAGGAUGCCGACCUACAUUUUUGCCAAGUUUUUCCUGGGCACUGUUGCGGGACUCUUUAUCGGAUUCACUUUCUUCCAGGCCAAGGGCACGCUGGCCGGGAUGCAAAACGUCCUCUUCGCCGUGUUCCAGGUCAUCACCAUUUUCUCCUCCCUUGUCCAGCAGAUCCAACCGCUCUUCAUCACUCAACGCUCGCUUUACGAGGUGCGAGAGCGACCUAGCAAAUCCUACUCGUGGAAGGCUUUCAUCAUCGCCAACGUGCUGGUGGAGAUUCCGUACCAAAUCUUUACCGGCAUCCUCAUCUAUGCCUCCUUCUAUUACGCCGUGGUGGGAAUCCAGAGCUCUGAGCGACAGGGCCUCGUGCUCCUCUUCUGCAUCCAGCUCCUCAUCUACGCCAGCUCCUUUGCCCAGAUGACGAUUGCCGCGCUCCAUGACGCGCAGACGGCGGGCGGCAUAGUCACGCUUCUCGUCAUGUUUAGCAUGGUCUUUUGCGGUGUGCUCCAGCCGCCCAACGCGCUUCCGGGAUUCUGGAUCUUCAUGUACCGCGCCUCGCCUUUCACCUACUGGACGGCGGGCAUGGUGGCGACGCAGCUACACGACCGCCCCGUGGAUUGUUCGACGAGCGAGACGUCCAUCUUUAGCCCGCCGUCGGGCCAGACCUGCGGCGAGUACAUGCAGCCCUACCUCACGCAAGCGCCGGGGCGGUUGCAGAACCCGCAGGCAACGCAGGACUGCCAGUAUUGCUCGCUCAGGGUGGCGGAUCAGUACCUGGCGGGAAGCAACAUCUACUGGAGCGAGAGGUGGCGCAACUUUGGAAUCGUGUGGGCGUACGUGGUGUUCAACAUAUUUGUGGCCGUCGUGACGUACUACAUGUUUAGGGUCAAGUCGUGGAAGUUGGGCAGCAUCAGGUCGAAGAAGAAGAGGGAGAAGAAGGAUAUCAAGGAGAACAAAUUGCCUGAAAAGACCCACAACACGGAGAUGAACUAG